AUGGCAGGCGGAGUGGGGCGGUGAGCAGUUGGGGGUGUCGCCAUCUUUCUGUGAGGAGUGCGGAGCUGGAGGAUUUUUCUGUAUAGUCAGUAGUGAGCUGGAAUUAAAACGAUACGGGACGUCUUAAUAGUCUGCAUACACGCUAAGCGCCGAGAAGAGUGCUUAAUGGCACAUGUAGCUAACUGUAAUGGGGCAAAAAAGGUCUUACCUGCCUUGUUGCAAAGAAUAUUUCUGCUCUCCAGAUUGCAUCUUUUACUAAUAUUCUUUUCCCAGUGCUCUUAGCUGACUUCGGAUAAUCCUCUUUUCCAAUCCUGAGUGCCCUGAGGAAGCUCUGAAGCUCUUUUUCAAGCGCAGCACAAGCUUCUAGCCCAAGAGGAAGGAAGGCACUGCCAGGAGUGUGGAAUGCUUGGCCUUUUGAAGAGAGGGAAUGGCUGCAGAUGAAGACAAGUGAGCAGUGUCAGUUUUCUUCCUGCCUUUCCUAUGUGAGCACAGGGCAGCCGAGGGGAGCUGGCAGCCCAGGGGAGCUGGCAGGCCCACCAGGGCUCAGCUGCGGGGCGGAGGUGGAAGCACCGCUUCAUUCUGCUUUCAGCAGAGCAGCAAAAAUUGAUCAAGAUUUUCUUUGCCACUUUAUUGGUCCACCUGGACUUGCAAAGGGUUGCCAACUAACAGAGCUGAUGAAAGGUGCCCGAAUCAUCCUCUCAGAUGAUCCCUGCAGCAGCCCAAAAAGGCAACGCGAUUUAAUCUGCAGGCAGUCUCUCUAUUGGAUCCCCACCGACGUCUGUGCCGCUGCUCGGCGUGUCCUGUGGGGAAAGCGUAGCAUCCAGCCGCUGGCAUCUCCUCCUGGCGGAAGCACCCUUGGAAGUGGAGAAGAACUCCCGCUCGUGAGGCUCGCACGUGCUGCUCGCUGCCUCGGCCGAGUGCUGUGCUGAAGGAGCGGGACAUCUGCGCGCAUGGGAGAAGCAGCUGCUCCAGCCCGGGGCUGAGGCUGAACUUCCUGCAGCGCUUCGGGCUUGGAGUGAGCGCAGAGGGAGGCGAGCAGCAGGACGGGAAAGCGCAGCCCGGAGCGUAUAAGGACAGACUCGGUUAGAAUAUUUAAAGCUUAAUGGCCUCCGGCAUAAACAAGAGCCGGCAAUCCGGGACUUGCAAUGGAUCUGAAGCCCCUCGCGGCAUUUCGGCAGAAGGAUACAAUAAGGAAAUUCACAUGCAAAUGUGCAAGAAGAUCGCCCAGCUCACCAAGGUGAUAUAUGCACUGAACACUAAGAAUGAUGAACAUGAAGAUAGUAUACAGGCUCUGAGAGAAGCUCAUGAAGAAGAAGUUCAGCACAUUCUCGCUGAGAUGAAGGAAGCUAUUCUCCAGUACAAAAGUAAAGUUGAAGAAGAACAGUUGCUGAGAAAACAUAUUCAAGCCCUUGAAACUGCAGUAGAACAACACAGGAAACUAAAGGAAGAAGCCUUGGCAGAGUUAACGUUGUGCAAGAAGCAGGUGGAAGAGAGGGAACCAAGAGCAGAAGUAAAAGUCACACAUGUGGCCCUUUCCACAGACACAGUAGAUACUAAUGCAGACUUUGAAAACAAACUGACCAAUGGACAACAAAAUGAAUGCAAACUAUCUAGGAGGGAUAAUUUAGAUGAAGAUAUUUUUGCUGAAAAAUUGAGCAUGGAGCGACAAGUUCUAAUAAAUGAAAUGGAAAACCUGAGGAGUGAGAACCAAGGAGCAAUUAAAGAAUAUACUCAGAAAACAAACCAACUGCGAGCCUCCUGUGAGAGGGGAAGAGAGUCUUUGAAAAAGUCUACACAGCAAUCUAUGACAGAAACAAAGAAUCUUCAUCAGCAAAGAGAAAUGGAGCAAAGAAAUUGGUCAGAGGCUGAGAAAGGUUUUUGGAUGCAGCAGGUAAAGAAACUGGAGGCAGACCUAGAGGAGAAAAGUCAGAAGAUAAAUGAGAGGAAGAAACAUUCCCAGAAGCUCAAAGAAAGAAUACAGGAACUCCAGAUGCAGCUAGAGGAAUUUAAAAGAAAAUCUGAGUGUGAAAUAAAGCAACUAGAGAAAGAAAAAGAAGCCCUAACUGGGAAACUUCAAAACUCUUCACUUGAGAUUUACACCUAUUUGGUGCCUUGGAAGGAAAGAUAUAAAGUCCCGUGUGGACUGAAUGCUAAUUUAUUGGAGUCCUGCAAUCCCUUACUUUUGCACUACAAGAUCUGUUCAACAACUGUAAAGAGACUAUUCUGGAAUUACAAGGUGGCUCAGCUGAGGCAAAUAUUAGACCAACAAGCAGAUAAUUUCAAGGAGUCACUGAAGAAACACAAUCUGCAGUCCAGCAAAGAAAAGGAGAAGCUUUUGCAGGAUCUUCAAAACACCAUUAAAGAAAACCAGAACGUUAAACUGCAGCUGGAAGCAUCACAUCAAAAAGUUUUAAAAAUGUUGGAGAAAAACAAAAAACAGGAACUCAAGGAGGCAGAAGAGCGUUUGAAAAAGGAGUUUAAUGAGACUUUCAAAAUCCAACAUCAGUCUCAUAGGCUGGAAAUGCAAACCUUGGAAGAGAGAGCAAAGAAAGAAUUACAGGAUGAACUCGAGCAGAUACAGAAGCAGCAAACUCUGUUGCUAGGAUCUCUAAGGGUAGAAAUUUCUGAGCAACAGACAUCAUGCACAAAUCUCAAAAAACAAAUAGAAGAGCUCCAAAUGGAGUUGAGGAGCGUGAGGACCUUGAAGAAGCAACAGGAAGGAAGCAGCCAGAACCAGAUCAGAUCUCUUCAUGAUGAACUGGAAAAAUGUCAGAGUGAAAUUUCUGAGCUCAAAAAAGAGAACUCACUUUUGAAGGACACAAUGGAAUUACUCAGUGCUGAGUUGGAGACACAGAAGCAAGAACCUGCACAGCUUCAGGAUAAGGAGAGACAACACAAAAGACUUAAAAAAUUAGAAGAAAACACAAGAAAACCAGAAUCCAGACCAGAAGAUAUACACCUUAUAAGCUGCCUGCAAGAUAAACUAAGUGAGAGAGAAGAAAUUAUUAAGCAGCUGGUGGAAGGAAGAAAAUUUCAGCAUUCACUUUUAGCCAGUACUGAAUCUUACAGAAAUCGAUCUUUUUCUUUCACCCCUAAUCCUGGCUGUUUGACUCCUAUGAAGCAGCAGAAGAGACCAGUUGAGGUGCCCAGUCGUGUUGUCAGUGUACCAAAUUUAGCUUCCUACGCAAAGAGCUUUUUGAGUGGUGACUUGAGAUCAAAAAGAAAUGCUCCUCAAAUAACAAAAUCAACGAGCUUAGACCAGAGUCCUGGAUGCCUCAGAGUGGGUUCUCCAACAGCACAGACUUCAGACAGCAGCACUUCCAUAAGGUAUUUGUUUAUUUUGAUGUGGUUUCAAGGAAUUUCAGUGAAUUUGUAUUCUGAAUCUUGUAGACAUCCAAGCACAUUACAGGUCUGGAAAUAAACAGCGAUGCAAGAUUCCUGUCUCUCAGUGAAUUCCAUGUGAUCAAUUUUCUCUAGAUAGACCCAGAAUUUAACUGCAAGUGUAGACUAGUAACUGCCCAGCAGAGCUUGUCAUUACAAGCGUGCCAGAUACAAAGGGAGAAGCAUUGGAAACAUUGGAGUGGUUAAUAAUGAAUGUGGCUGUUUAAAGCUUUGAGUCCCUAUGAGUAAUUCUGUUGAAGAUGUGUUUCUUAUUUUUAUCUCCUUGUUUUGCACCCAGUUGAUGUAACUUUAAUAUUAGGAGACAUUUGAAUGACCCUAGGCUAAUCAUUUGGCAAAGGGUUUGGAGACUUAAAAACUGAUUAGCAGAUACUUAGUGGUCUCUCAGUGUCACAUCAAGAUCUUUUGCUGUUCUUGAUUUCAAACAACUUAGUUUAGUGGGUUUGUGCUGAAAAGCUUGUUUUUUCUUCAAAUUUAUGAGAUAUUAUUUAAAGGUUUAAGAUUUUCCAAAUGUAAAUUAACUCUAGGAAAGAGUUAAAAAUAUAUGUAGUUAAUACUAUAUAUAGGUACAAUUAUACUUACAUGUAAAAAAUUACCUGUAUACUUCAGGACAAAAGCCAGCCUUCCCAACUACAUCCUAGUGGACAGUAAUUACCCUGUACAUUGAAUACUGUGGAGUUAUUUCCUGGAAGGCAGAUGGUGCUGACUCCUGCCAAAGACAGUAACACAGAGUGCUGGCUUGAAUCCAGCUUGGCAAUUCCUACAUCUUAGAGUUGAAAGCAUUGUGUCAUGCCAGAUGACUGCCAUGGCAAAUCAGAUUUGUAUUUUAAAGAGUAAUACAUAGGGACAUUAAGAGUAGCUUGACUGCUGCUUAUUCUUUUAAAUCCAUCAGUCAUAAAAUGGCUUGGCAGGAUGACAUGGGAUAAAACAUUAGAGGGAAGAGGGACCCUAGAAAGCUGGUCAGUAUUUUCAAUGUUAUUUCAUUCAGUUAUUUCAUUUCAUCAUGUCCUAUAAGCCCAGAAGCAGUACAUCUCAAGAAAGAGGAAGGUAGGCAGGAAUACCAGGAGGCCUCCAUGGAUCAACAAGGGACUCCUGGACUUUGUCAUAAAAAGGAAGUGUAUAGUGAAAGCAGGAACAGGUUAUCUAGGAUGACUACCAAGAGGUCUGAGCAGCCAGGGAUCAGGUUAGGAAAGCUAAAACCCAGGUAGAAUUAGAUCUAGCCAGAGACAUAAAGGGAAAAAGAAGAAAUUCUACAGGUUUACCAGUGAUAAAAGAAAGGCCAGGGAAGAUGUGGACCCUUUCUGGAAGGAAACUGGAGACGUGAUCACGAGAGAUAUGGAGAAAGCUGAUGUACUCAAUGACUUCUUUGCCUCGGUCUUCACCAGCAAAGGCUCUAUCCACACUGCCCAGGUUGCAGAAAGCAAAGGUAAAAACUGGGAAGGAUCUGCCCACUGUAAAUGAAGAUUGACCAUCUAAAGUGCACAAGUCCAUGGGACCUGAUGAGAUUCAUCCACAGGUUCUAAGGGAAACUGGCAGAUGAAGCUGCCUAACUGCUGUCCAUCUUAUUUGAAAGGUCAUGGCACUCUGGUGAAGUUCCCACUAGCUGGAGAAAAGGAAAAAUAACCCCGAUUUUCAAGA
Centrocercus urophasianus (Greater sage-grouse) is the source of this 5037-nucleotide messenger RNA. It is a transcript of the gene FAM184B, whose product is annotated as family with sequence similarity 184 member B. The coding region runs from base 1103 to 3421 and encodes 772 amino acids. The transcript is spliced from 14 exons. The record is from RefSeq and is a predicted model, not a curated record. Lineage: Eukaryota; Metazoa; Chordata; Aves; Galliformes; Phasianidae.